Messenger RNA from Hordeum vulgare subsp. vulgare (domesticated barley), 459 nucleotides. RefSeq lists its product as uncharacterized. NCBI's taxonomy places the organism in Eukaryota, Viridiplantae, Streptophyta, Magnoliopsida, Poales, Poaceae. The record is from RefSeq and is a predicted model, not a curated record. The coding region runs from base 1 to 459 and encodes 152 amino acids. The transcript has 2 exons.
AUGAGCCCCAGGAGUUCCGCCGGCGUCGACCGGGAGUCCUUGAUGUAUGAGAAAUAUUGGUUGCUGAAAUUCAUUGAGUGGUACUCCUUGGCACUAGGCCCCAACGAGAUGGCCAUAUCACUGGGGAAGUACCUCGGGUGUGGCGACGUCCCCUGGCUCCGCAUGUAUGACCCAUUCCCCGACUGGCAGCAGCAAAGUGGGCUACUGACAGACGAACUGCACACAGAUGUUGUGGGAACACCAGUCCUGGUGUUCUGCACGCUUACCAUGCCUCGCAACAGGAAGGCUUUGGGAGGAGCAAGGGUAUGGGAGAACAAAGGAGCGCCAAAACCAAAGGCAGAAAGCCUGCAUUUCGACAUGACUAAAUUGUACUAUCCCAAGGACGGCGCCAACAAGCGCAAGGAGGAUGGAUUCACCGUGACUGAGUUCGCUCUGAAAAAUCAGAAGGUAGGCAGUUGA